Molecule: messenger RNA, 2613 nt
Organism: Lodderomyces parapsilosis
Lineage: Eukaryota; Fungi; Ascomycota; Pichiomycetes; Serinales; Debaryomycetaceae
Gene: KIP1
Product: Kip1p
Exons: 1
Coding region: 1-2613 (870 amino acids)
Biological process (GO): mitotic spindle assembly; microtubule-based movement
Cellular component (GO): nucleus; spindle microtubule
Molecular function (GO): ATP binding; plus-end-directed microtubule motor activity; microtubule binding
Source: RefSeq, a predicted model, not a curated record
AUGUCUAAUAUCCAAGUGGUAGUUAGGUGCCGUGGUAGAAAUCAACAAGAAGUUGCGGCAAGGUCUCCAAUUGUGCUAGAUCUAACAGAUGAUACUUAUUCCAUCACAGAGCCAUAUGUGUCAAUUAAUCAUCCUUCUAGCUCCAGCAAUAAUGUCCUUGGGAAGACAAUCAAUUCACUGGAUAUAACCACGAAUGCUUCCAAGAGGGCUUACAAGUUUGAUCAAGUGUAUGGGUCACAGGCCGAUCAAGGGUUAGUGUAUUCCCAUGUUGCACUUCCACUAUUAUCAAAUUUUUUGGAGGGAACGAAUGUAUCCAUAAUGGCAUAUGGUCAAACAGGAACAGGAAAGACGUACACCAUGUGUGGUUUCAACAACAGUAACAAAAUGGAUGAAUUGCCUUUACCCGAAGUUGCUGGAAUCAUACCCAGGACAUUGUUUGAGCUUUUUGAAAAGUUGGAGUACAUGGGUGACGACUACAUGGUGAAAGUGUCGUAUUUGGAAAUAUACAACGAGGAACUAACAGAUUUACUACUGAAUCACAGUAAAAAGUUGCGGAUACACGAGAGAGUAAACUCAUUAUCAAAUGUUGGUGCCUCUCGGAAGUCAAUAAGUAUACAAAAUUUAUCCGAGCUUUGCAUCAACAAUUAUGCCGAGGGCAUCAAGUUGUUAAAGAUGGGAUUCAAUAAGAAAAAAACGGCAACCACAAAUAUGAAUGAGACAUCUUCUCGGUCUCAUACGAUCUUUAGCAUACAAUUGUAUCGAAAAGAUACAAAUGAUGCAUCAAUAUAUAGAGUUUCAAAGAUGAAUUUGGUUGAUUUAGCAGGAUCAGAGAACAUUAGCAGAUCUGGAUCAAUUGUGAAAGAAGCUGGUGGAAUAAACCAAUCAUUGUUGACUUUGGGAAGAGUGAUUAAUGCUUUAAACGAUUCAAAGCUAUCUCAGCACAUUCCUUAUAGAGAAUCAAAACUUACACAUAUACUACAAGACUCGCUUGGGGGUGGUACUAAAACUACGCUAAUCGCGACUGUGUCUCCAGCUCAGAUCAACGCCAUGGAGACUUGCUCUACUCUAGAUUAUGCAAGCAAGGCAAAGAACAUUAAAAACACACCGCAAAAUGGCCACGACUCAGAGAUUAUUUUGAAAAAGAUUUUGGUCAAAAAUUUAACAAGCGAGAUUAGCCAGCUAAAUCUGGACUUGAUGGCGACCAGACAUAAAAAUGGUAUCUACUUGGAUCAAAAGAGCUACAAAAAUUUGCUUUUGGAAACCGAGUCCUUGAAAACGCAAUUGAAGGAGAGUUCGUUGAGAACAGAACUGUUGAGUAAGAAAUGUGAUGUCUUGGAGCAGCUGAACAUUCAAUGCAAGGAGGAGCUAUCAAAGGUUUUGUCUCAGAAUGAAGUCAUCAGUAACAAAGUCUGCAUUAUUGAGUCAAAAUUGCGCGAUUCUAAUUUACAAUUGUCCCAUAAAGACGCCAAAAUUGAUUCCUUGACAGCAAAGUUGAAACUGGUCCUCGAAAAAUCCACAAACUCAGCCACGAUGUUAACUUCCCUUCUAUCGAACCAUCUAAAUGCGUCUGUAAACUUACUCAGUGAUACUAUUGACAUGCAAUCAAACUCAAUUGCCGUGAAUGCCAUGGAUGAAUUCCAAAAAAAGUUUCAAAGAGAUUUGCAAAGCUUCAAAGAGGACCUUCGGUCAAAUUUGCAAUUACAUAAUGCGAGUAUACAAGACAAGGUGAAUGGAGAUUUGAAGCCAACGUUUGAUUCCUUGCUGGAAAGUAUGACCAAUUUGUACUCUCUUCAUAAAAGACUGCACAGCAAUAUGCGAGAAGUUUUGACGGGCUUGAAGGUUGCGAAUGGAAAACUAGCUCGGUACUUGAAUGAAGAUUGUUUGAUUGGAAUUGAAGAAACUAUACGGAAAAAGCACGAAAAGGUUUUACAAAACAAUUUCACAACAUUUUGCGACAACAUUAAGCUGAUGAUAAGCAAUGAAAUUGAGAAAUCGAUUUUGAACGCGGUGAAAACCACUGGUGCCGCAACUCACGAUGAGCUAACAAAACAAAGAGCACAAGUUGCUACGUUUACCAGAAGUUGGAAGAGCCAGAUAGAUGAGAUUGUCCCAAACAUUGAAAAAGAGUUACGGGAUAGUAAUCAGGUUUUCGAAAACUCAAGUGACAAGUUGCGUGCACUUUAUGCCAAGGGUUCUCAGAGUGUUGAGUCUAUAUCAAGAGAAACAUUGAACUUUCCCCUUGACAAAUUACCUGACUCUUCUGAGCUUUCCACAAUAAGUAAUACUAUCAAAUCUUCUAAUGAUACAAUUUCACAAAAGUUGCAAGAUAUCAGCUCCAACCUAACUCAAAUUCAGCAAUUUGAUGCUAAAAGUGCCUUUGAAAUUUCUCCACUAAAAUCAAAACUUGAUCAGUCACCACUGGGUAAUUCCUAUAUGAAUCAAAAAUCAUUACACCCGAUGCGUAGACGUGCACUUUCAUUGUCACCAGUGAAAUCCAGUAGAGCACUGACUCCAUCCAAAAUUCCCACUAUAAAACGGCUGAAUACUAAUGUCACUGAUGACGACAGACCCAAAAGACGAAAGAUUUUUCUGUCACUAUCCAAUGUAUUAUAA